GCGGCGGGGGGGGGUGGAGAGAAGAGGACGAUUCUGCAGCAGCAAAUAAGCAAAAAAUAUCCCCUCGUCUGUCGAGUCUCGCUUACACUUGAUCUUUGAAUUUUGGCUGCGGAUUAAAUCUGGGGGAAAUGAUUAAAGCGGAAAGCAAAGGAGAGAGGACCCUAAGGAGUGCCUCCCCCCACAGGAACGCGUACAAGUCAGACUUCCACGCCAUUAAGUGCUCCUUUGAUGGGUCAAAAUCCGAGGGCUCUACCAAGUCAUAUGCAAAUGGCUCCAGUGACACUCGGGAGGACUCGAGGGGGAGGCCUUUUGGGAAUCGAGUGAACAAGAUAAAGAACAUUUUCCUGCAAAUGGACGGCCAACAACAAGAGGGCCAGGAAGUGAAAACAGCUUUAAAAUCUGAUGUUUCCCAAGUGUCCCCAUCAAAAGUACAAUUUUCAGGCAGCACGCACAAAGCGAACUUCAGCAGUCCCGCAAGCCCAGAAUUGCUCAAUUUGGAUAAAUCGCCCAAGGGAGAAGAAGUUGAGAUAGACAAAGCAGCUUUGGCUGAGAAGUUUUCUGUUACGAGAAAGCUGUUUGAAAGGGGCAUCAAAGAGCAGCCUGGAGCUGAAAAGCAUUCUAGUAGAGCAGUGAGCCGCAUGUCCCUUGGUAGUGCUUCUGACGAGGGGAAGACAACAAGGAGGGUGUCAGGAUCCACUGAAACAAACACCAAAUCAGAGCAGUCUCAUAUAACAGUUAAAAGUCGACCAGAGGAGAAGACUGAAGUUGAGGAGAAAAAAAAUGUAUCCAGGGUGUCACUCAAUGCUGGACCCAUCUCCAGGAGGCUGGAGAACUUCAUGGCAGGCAGUGACACUGAAGAGGCUGACAGAGCAAAUGCAAAAGGUGCAUUGGCCUCUGCUAAAGCAUGCACUCCAUCUGAACAUACCCAGCUCACUUCCCCAACAAGGGACAGCCCCCACAAACCCACUUCUUCUUCUAAGGAAGCCACUAAAAGCCCCUCUUCACUACUAACUGAUGCCACUAACAAAUCAACAUCCCCAAGCACCUAUGCCAUAAACAAACCAUCAUCCCCUGUGACCACAGUGACUCCCAAACCAACUUUCCCAUAUACUAAUGCAGCGUACAAAGCCACCUCUCCAACAACUGAUGCAACGCACAAAUCCCUCUCAGCAGAGCAAACCCCCCCAGUCAGCCAGAGCUACAAGCGCUCCUCAUCUUGUGAUGGCUUUGGUAGACCAUCUGUCAGUGGAGAGGGAGUCAAGCUCUGUAGCUCGCCCCAAAGGGAUGUGAAGCAGUCCCUUCCAUUGGGCUGUAAUUUUCAAAGCACCAACAGGGCAAAACAUUGUGAGAGUGCCAAGAGUGGUGGGCAAACAGCACAUGGCCCUACCAGAGAUAAGCCUGCCAACCAGGGCUCAUCACUGGACUCCAGGGGGGUGAGCAUGGUCCGGGCAGAACUAGUUGUGGUCCAGAAUGAGUCAUCAGAGAGUGAGGAAAAUGAAGACGAGAAUGUUCGAGAUUGCGUGUUUGAGGAGCUGAAUGUACAAAGCCCCAAAGAACUCACUAAAGGUCUAAAGAGAAACCUCCCACCAGAGAAACAAAAUGGAAGCCCUGCACAGCAUGCCAUUGCUAGAGAUGAGGCUAAAGAGACACAAACUACAGUGGAGAAAGCAGAUGCAAGUAGAGUCACGGAAGGCAGGAAGCUAUCUGGGCAGACACAGGAGAAGGAGAGUUUAUUUGCAGGUCAAAGUGGUACAGAGAAUCACGAGGAAGAUGAGGAUGUUGCUGAAGAAGAGAGUGAGCAGGUGGGCCAGGGCAUAAGGGACAGGGCCUCUCCGGUGGUGUAUGGCAUUGAGAAUGCAGCGUUUGUGGAUGACAGAGAUGUAGAUCAGGUCCUCAGGGAAGAGGAGGAAGAGGAAGGAGAGUAUCAACUAGAGGAGGAGGAGGAGGCACAGAGUUAUAGGGAUUACGAGGAUGAAUAUGAUGAGGCCCCUGGACUGUCAGAUGAGGAGGACCCACCUCCACGGAGGAAAAUCCAGUUCUCCACAGAAUCCAUUCUGGUCUUCAGUACAUACUCCAAUGAGGAGUAUGACCGGCGCAACGAUGAGGUGGAUCCAGUGGCAGCAUCGGCAGAGUACGAGCUGGAGAAGAGGGUGGAGAAGAUGGAUGUGUUUCCUGUGGAAAUUGAAAAAGGAGACAACGGACUGGGCAUCAGCAUCAUAGGAAUGGGAGUAGGUGCUGACCAGGGCCUGGAGAAACUGGGUAUCUUUGUGAAGACCAUAACAGAGAAUGGAGCAGCAGAGAAAGAUGGCCGAAUCCAGGUGAAUGACCAGAUAGUGGAGGUAGAUGGUAUCAGUCUGGUGGGAGUCACCCAGCUGUUUGCUGCCACAGUCCUGAAGAACACCAAAGGCACCGUCAGCUUCCUCAUUGGUCGGGAGAAGCCUGGGACACAGAGUGAAGUGGCCCGACUCAUCAGUGAGACACUAGAGCAGGAGAAGAACCAGCAGCAGCACCUGGAUGACCCCUAUGAGCAAUCCACAGAGGAGGAGGAGCACUAUGAAGACGAAGAGGGAGUAGAGGAAGGGCUCUUGGGCUCCAGUUUCUCUGCUAGGAGAAAUGUAGAGGUGUUCGAGUUACCUGAAUCAGAGGCACUGUUUAUGCCCACAAGCAUGGACUCAUCUCAGAUGGCCUUCAAGUUCAAAGAGCUUCAGCUCAAACAUGGCAUUGCUGUAGCCGAAAUAAACCAGCUUAAGGAAAAGCUACAGGCAUCUGAAGAGGACAAAGGAUUGUGGGAUGACAGGGAGGCUGCCCUGCAACAGAAGAUCCAGGAGAACAAUGAGAAGAUCCUGGAGAUGGAGAGUUACUGGCUGGAGGCCCAGGACCUGUGUAAGAGUGUCAACGAACGCCUGAUGGAUACUCAGAGCCAGUACGAAGCUCUUGAUAAGAAGUACAACAAAGCCAAGAAACUGCUUAAGGAUUACCAGCAGAAAGAGAUAGACUUUGUGAAGAAAGAAGAGGACCUUAAGAAAAUUCUGGAUGAAAAGGAUAAGCUGUACAAAGACCAGCUAGACAGCCUGCAGGAAAGGAUAGCUGUCCUGGAGUCCAGAGGGACAUCGGAUUAUCAUGUGGCGAGACAGGACUUGGCAGGAGAGGCCAUAUUGAGCAGCCAAGGUCCAGUCACCAGCACACAAUCUGUUGACUCACUGCAAGAUACAGACUGGAGUGAGGUGGUCCCUGAGACUGAGCGCUUGGACACCAGUGCACACAAAGCUAAGGGCCUUCUGGCUCAGAAAGCAAAACGUCAGCCUCCUUCUCGAAGCAAACUGAAGGGGAACCUUGCUGUGUCCUCGUGUCACUCCUUGGAGACAGAGGAAGAGGAGGAAGAGGAGGAAGAGGAGUGCCCCAGGAGGAGGAGGUCCAUCCAGGAGAGCUUGUCUCUGCCGGUGUCUGUUUGCUAUCCUGGGAACGGACAGAGAGAGGACCCAACUGAGGCCAGAGAGGGAUCCAGGAGUAAAGCGGAGCUCUCCAGCAGUCCCUCCUUGUCUCCAUCCCAGAGAGACAGCAUAGAAAGCGGGGAAAGCCCCUCUCUCUCCCCCCCUAAAGACGCCAGCUCACCGCACUCACCCUCAGCUUUCCUGCGCAGUGUCAAAAAGAGGGAGUCCAAAGGCAAAGGCAAAGAGGUCAAAGAAGAAUUAAAUGAAAGCUCCUCGGCAGGAAAACCAAAACGACGAUUUCCUGACUUUGGGGGCCUCCGGAAGUCAGGUGGAAAGGGAAAGAAACAUGACAAGGAAGCAAUGAGAGCAUCUCUGGACAGCAGGGGGUCGGCAGAACUUCUGGAGGAGUCUGGAGGGAACCUGUCUCCCUCUGAGUCCAUGACCUCAAUCCCUACUUGUAUGCCCUUCUCAUGGUUUGGGGACAGAGACCGGGACAGGGACAAGGAGCCAUCCUCUUCCAGCAGCAGUCUGCCAUACACAGCCACAGAGACCAGCAGCGAGCAAAGUCAGGACCGCAAGAACAAGACAAAUCUCUCCUGGUCUUCUUUAUUCAGUCGCUCAUUAGACUUGAGUUUGUCAGUCGUAGAUGACUCUAACCCGGGCAGUCCCGGUUCAGACAUCUCGGGGUUAAUUGCCGAACCCAAUCUGUCUGGGCGCUCACACACUUUAAUCUUCUCUUCCAACGAGACCUUAGACGAUGAACCAGUGCCCACAGGAAAAGAGUAUCAAUGGCAAAACCGGCCCGUCUCUGAGUGGACCAAUCAGCAAGUCUGCCACUGGUUGAUGGGCAUGAACAUGGACCAGUACACACCCGAGUUCACAGCCAGGGGUGUGGACGGCCAGCAGCUCAUGCACCUGGACAGCGAUAAGCUGAAGGCGCUGGGUGUGUCGAGUCAGAGCGACCGCUCCACCAUCAAGAAGAAGCUGAAAGACAUGCGCAAGGCCCAGGAGAAGCUGGAGAAACAGAGAGAGAAAAAGGAGAAGGAGGCCAGACGCAGCGGGAAACUGCCACUCAACACAGACUCCGUCUGCUGAGGUCGUGUCCGUGCAGUCCCAAUCCAUUCAGCUCAUUGUAUUUCCUGCCAUGGAGGACGAGGACACUAAACGGACCGGCUUCACCGACCACGUACGUGUCACGCAGUCCCUUAUUUGAUAAGAUUUACAUGUUGUAGACGCCACUGAUGUGACCACAGACCACGACAGCGCCCGCAGUGCGUCUGUGCUCAUAUUUUCAAGUGUCAGUCAUGAUGUAUGUCCACGCUGCAGCUCCUGGUCAGAGAACAAGAUCUGAAGCCUUUACUCACCCGUCACUGUUUUCUUCCAUAUGUUGUUAACGAUGCAUUUUCCUCCCGCGUCCAGGAUCAAACCAUUUCAGUUGAGAGGUAGGGGGAACAAAUGACAAGUGUAAAAAAAAGUGUUGGGCAUGUGACCAAAAAGGAAGCCCAACAUAUUUUUACCACUAUAAAGCAAGAAGCUAUGAUUAAAAAAAACAAAAAAAAAACAACUUUCUAGAUAUGAUGUAGUUUUCGCAGGUGAUGCUCUCAUUUACCUAUGGAAGUCAAAUGUAACUGCUUUUUGAAACAUUUUAUAUUAUUUUUGCUAGUACGCCUGAAGCCAUGUACAAAUCUUUUACAGGAACUGUUAUUGUACAGUUGAGAUAAAAGCACUAUAUUGUCUUUUAAGCUUCAAAUGGCGACAUGGUUCUGAGUGUAUAAAUACGUUUUAUACAUGUGCCUAUUAACUGCAUAACUUUUUCUUUUCUCUUUUUUUUUUUUAUGAAAAUAUGAUUAUGGUUCAUUUUAUACUAUAUACUGUUUUUCUACUAAGUAGAAUAGCAAGGAUGAGAGCGUUUUUGCUGAAUGAAAAUGAAAAGCAAAACACAAAAUCAAGUAGUGACGAGGAGAAACGCUGCUUUUCGCUGCUCCCAACUGUGCCUGGACCGGUGACGCGCCCCCCGCUGUGGUCCAAACGAACUUGCAGGUCGUGUCACCGAAGCGGUACCGUGACAUCACGUGUUAAUUGUAUAUUCAAUGCAAGUCUGCGUGUCCUCGCCGGUCCAUAGGAAAUAUGGUUUGCCCGGUACAAGGAGUAUGUUGUGUGAGGAACACAGUUUCGUGUGAUCUUGAACGUGACGGCGCCCGACUGAGCGCUACGCAGCCACGCGUUACUGCUUUCUGUUUUGUUGCAAUUCAAGCAUGAUUCAGUGUUGCCGAUAUUUCCAAGAGUAGACGUGUCGGGCUGCGAGAGAAAUUAUGUUUUCCACUUCCUCUGAAACUGAGGAGAUUCCUUGGUACAACUGUUAAGCAGCGUCAAUAAAUUCAUUUUC
This is a messenger RNA of Lampris incognitus (smalleye Pacific opah), 5817 nucleotides long. RefSeq names its product protein phosphatase 1 regulatory subunit 9A-like A (gene ppp1r9ala). Gene Ontology annotation, cellular component: dendrite; postsynaptic density; actin cytoskeleton. The transcript is spliced from 19 exons. Gene Ontology annotation, biological process: calcium-mediated signaling; actin filament organization; neuron projection development. The record is from RefSeq and is a predicted model, not a curated record. Bases 129 to 4526 code for a protein of 1465 amino acids. Gene Ontology annotation, molecular function: actin filament binding. NCBI's taxonomy places the organism in Eukaryota, Metazoa, Chordata, Actinopteri, Lampriformes, Lampridae.